Messenger RNA from Synchytrium microbalum, 1728 nucleotides. RefSeq lists its product as uncharacterized. Bases 1 to 1728 code for a protein of 575 amino acids. The record is from RefSeq and is a predicted model, not a curated record. NCBI's taxonomy places the organism in Eukaryota, Fungi, Chytridiomycota, Chytridiomycetes, Synchytriales, Synchytriaceae. The transcript has 11 exons.
AUGAAUGAUUCUGGUUCUCGAAGGGUCCUGGCUAUUGCCAACCAGCUUUCUUCUAAUGGAAGUACUCGAAUGAUAAAUCAUGUGGACUAUACACCUUCCAAAAAUCCAAACGCAAUCAAAACCCCGGAUUUCCUACCAAUCUCUCGAACAGAGCUGAAUCCCUUGAGUUACUUGGUUCGAACAUGCAAUGUGUACCCUACCAAAAUCGCCAUCAAAGACUCUCAUGGGUCAUACACUUAUCAGCAGUUUGGAGAACGUGUUAGAAGACUAGCAAGUCUUGUUCUCAGCAUGGGGCUGAAGAAAGGCGACGUGGUUGGUUUCAUUGCGUCAAACAUUACGCCAACUUUCGAAGCACAAUUUGCUAUUCCUUUGGCUGGUGGUAUUUUGACCUGUAUCAAUACUCGGCUUAAUGCUGAUGAGGUCGAAUACAUUGUGGAUUUUGCCAAAAUCCGUUUCUUAUUCGUUGAUGGCGAAUUCUUGUCAUUGACCAAAAAUGCCAAGAAGUUGGGUGUUGAGAGUGUUAUUCGAAUUGAUGAUUCCGGGAAUGUGAAGACAGACGAAUACGAACAAUUGCUUGCUCAAUCUAAAGUGCUGCCCUUUAAUGCUUAUCCAAACUACUACGUGCCGUCUGAAAAUGAUGUUAUGCAAAUCUGUUGGACGUCCGGCACAACAGGAAGGCCCAAAGGUGUGGAAUACACUUAUCGAGGUGUCUACCUGAACUCCAUCUCUGAAGCCAUAGAGUCAGGGUUUGUCAUGGGAAAAGUGACGUAUCUGUGGAUUCUACCAUUGUUUCAUGCAGCAGGAUGGUGCUUCCCAUACUCAACAGUUGCAUACGCCGCAACCUCAGUCAUGUUACGCAAAGUAGAUUACAAUGAGAUUUGGAAACGGUUUAUUGAGGACGGUGUGACGCACUAUACAGGUGCACCAACAGUUCAGAUACAUAUCAUUGCGCACCCUAUGGCAACAAGGCUGAAACAUCCUGUUACCGUUAUGGUGGGAGGAGCUCCAGCCAGUAGUACCUUGAUUGAAGGAAUGAGGAAAUUCAACCUGUAUCCUGUGCACGUAUAUGGACUCACAGAGACCUAUGGGCCUUGUGUAGCAUCGGCAUUCCAGGACGAAUGGGCUGGCAAGAGUAUUCCGGAUCAAGCUAUCCUUAUGGGAAGACAAGGCCAAAACUACUUGAUGUCGGAUGAAAUGAAGGUCGUUGAUUCAGAGAUGGUUGAGACCCCAUGGGAUGGCAAAACACAAGGAGAAGUUGUCUUUAGAGGAAAUCUCGUGAUGAAAGGCUAUAUGGGUCGACGAGCUGAUACUGAGGAAGCUAUGGCGAAUGGUUGGUUUCAUAGUGGAGACAUUGCGACACGACAUCCUGAUGGGUAUCUUGAAUUACAAGACCGCAAGAAAGAUAUCAUUAUUUCAGGUGGUGAAAACAUCUCUACCAUCGAAGUCGAGAGCGUAGUAGCCUCACACCCAGCAGUCCUAGAAGUUUCCGUCGUUGCAACACCCGACGACAGUUGGGGCGAGAGGCCCCUCGCCUAUGUUGUCUUGAAGCAUGGAAUGACUGCAACGAGUGACGAGAUUGUAGCCUACACAAAGGAUCGCUUGGCCGGCUUCAAGAGACCCAAAGGAGUUAAGUUCUUGACGGAACUCCCAAAGACUAGUACUGGCAAAAUCCAGAAAUAUGUGUUACGUGAUUUGGAAUGGAAAGGGAAGACCAAGCGAAUCAAUUGA